AUGUCCGGGGAUGACAGUGGCAAGCGGAGCGAAACCUAUUCAUUCCCAUGGUACAAGCGAUUCAUCGAAACGCACACGGACUUUGACGAAUGCAAGAUCAAUAUCAUCUUGACUAUUAAUUUCAACGGCGUCAAAGGGAAAACACUCACGGUCUGCCGUUCACGGAAAACAAGGUCGAAAGCAUCACAAUCGACUGGCAUCACAAUGUCAAAAAAGACCCUCACAGAAACUCUGCUGCGAGAAAUGUUUUCUCGAUCAGCCUUAAAAACACUAUACGACUUACCCCGCUGGCAGUCACAGAACGGUUGCCAUCUGUGCACUUUCGAGGGUGAAAGAAGGGGUCAUCGAGUGAUUUGGUUCCCCAGGUUCCCUUAUGCAGGAGAUCGUCGCACAUUUGCCUCAAUAACUCGGGAUGCAAUGUCAAACGCUAAUGGGAGGUGA
This is a messenger RNA of Cooperia oncophora, 441 nucleotides long. NCBI's taxonomy places the organism in Eukaryota, Metazoa, Nematoda, Chromadorea, Rhabditida, Trichostrongylidae. The record is from the annotation of a GenBank genome assembly.